This is a messenger RNA of Aspergillus eucalypticola CBS 122712, 1294 nucleotides long. RefSeq lists its product as uncharacterized. The coding region runs from base 414 to 1193 and encodes 259 amino acids. Lineage: Eukaryota; Fungi; Ascomycota; Eurotiomycetes; Eurotiales; Aspergillaceae. The record is from RefSeq and is a predicted model, not a curated record. The transcript has a single exon.
AACCAGCGAGCGGGCUUGGUGUGGGUUUGGAUUGGAUUAGAUUGUAGUACUCCGUAGUUAGAUUUUUUUUUUCAGAUUACGGCCUCCCCUUCCUACACUAUCUAACUAACUAUCUAUCUAUCUCUUCGCGGUCGUCGCAUUUCUUUGCUUGUGUAUGUGUUGGGGGGAUUUUACAUAGCGGUUUCUUUCUUUCUUUCUUUCUUCCUUUUCUCUUUUCUUCUCCUUCUCUAAUUCGCAUACGCACGCGCCGUUUGCAAUCCACCGAUCGAUUGAUCGAUCCGUCGAGAAUAAGUCGCAUUCAACGAACGACCUACCUAUCUACCUACCUUUACCAACCAACCUACCUACCGACGUUACUACCUCCGAACCGACCUACCUUCCAUUAACAAAGAAAAGAAAAAAAAGGAAAGCAAAUGGACGCCCAAGCCUACCUUCUCCGCCACGGCUGGUCCGGUCCCGGCAACCCACUCAACCCGAACCGACGGCCCGGCACACACGGCGGACUAGGACUGACGAGACCGAUUCUCGUUGCGCGACGCCAAGGCAACCAAGGCGUGGGGAAGAAGACGACCAAGGACCCCACGAAUCAGUGGUGGUUGCGGGGGUUCGAGGACGCGCUGAAGGGCGUGGGCGACGAGAAUAAGAGUGCGGGGGAUGCGAAGCGCACGCCGAAUGCGUUGACGAGUGAAUUGUAUCGGUAUUUUGUGAGGGGGGAGACGGUUCCGGGGACUUUGGGGGAUAAGAAGAGGAAGGCUGAGGAUGAGGAUGAUGGUGGGAAGAAGAAGAAGAAGAGCAAGGGAGAGGAGAGUAAGGAGGAGAGAUGGGUGAGGAGGGAGGAGAAGAGGAAGAGGAAGGAGGAGAGGGCAAAGAGGAGAGAAGAGAGGAAGAAGAAGAGGGAGGAGAAGGAGGUUAGGAGGGCGGAGAGGGAGAAGAAGAGGGCGCUUAAGAAGAUGAAGAAGGAGAAGGAGAAGGAGAAGGAGAAGGAGAAGGAGAAGGAGAAGGCUGGUCCUGAGGAUGUGUAUCCUACGCCGCCGGCGACGGAGGUGGAACAGACGGAGUCGAGUGGGAGGGAUGAGGAAGAGGUGAAGAAGGACAAGAAGAAGAAGACGAAGCGAGAGACGUCUGCGUCGGAUGACGGGUCGAAGAAAAAGAAGUCGAAAAAGUCCAAGGAUGGGACGGCGUCCUCGAAUUGAAUGUGGAUGAUUGGGAUCGAGAGAUGCUCUUUGGCAGUUUAUAGAUAGAUUCGACUUAUAGAUACCCAUGGCUGUGCUACUUGGUUGUACAUUCUCACGAA